This is a messenger RNA of Haemorhous mexicanus (house finch), 2158 nucleotides long. It is a transcript of the gene STARD10, whose product is annotated as StAR related lipid transfer domain containing 10. Gene Ontology annotation, molecular function: lipid binding. Bases 95 to 1018 code for a protein of 307 amino acids. The transcript is spliced from 7 exons. NCBI's taxonomy places the organism in Eukaryota, Metazoa, Chordata, Aves, Passeriformes, Fringillidae. The record is from RefSeq and is a predicted model, not a curated record.
CCGGUCCCAUCGCGCCCCGCGCCCCGCAAUGCCGCCCUAGGGGCUGGCGCCUCCCGCGGCACCGGCACCGGCGGGCUGGGCGCGCUCCGGGGCCAUGUCGGGUCACGACGGCGGCAUGUCGAGUCGCGACAGCGUGCAGAUCCCCGACGACCGGGACUUCGGGGCGUUCCGGGCGCAGUGCGAGUCGGAGCGCGGCUGGAGCCUCACCUACAGCAAGGGCGGGGUGGGGGUCUGGGUGCAGCUGCUGGAGCCCGAACGUGCCCUCCACAAGAUCAAGGUGAGAUCUCCCGCCCUGCACACCCUGGUACACGGCACUUCCCAGGUGGCACCAUCUCCUCUCCUGCUGCGACCCCCCUGGCACUCCCCCAGGAUGAUGGAGUGCAGGGACGUGCCAGCGGAGACGCUCUACGACGUGCUCCAUGACAUCGAGUACCGCAAGAAGUGGGACACCAACGUCAUUGAGACCUUUGACAUCGGGAGACUGACGGCCAACUCCGAUGUGGGCUACUACGCCUGGAGGUGUCCCAAGCCCCUGAAGAACCGGGACGUGGUCACACUCCGCUCCUGGCUGCCCAUGGGCUCUGACUACAUCAUCAUGAACUACUCUGUCAAGCAUCCUAAGUAUCCCCCCCGCAAGGACAUGGUGCGGGCUGUCUCCAUUCAGACAGGUUACCUGAUCGAGGGGACAGGAGCCAAGAGCUGCACCAUCACCUACCUGGCCCAGGUGGACCCCAAAGGUUCUUUACCAAAGUGGGUGGUGAACAAAUCCUCCCAGUUCCUGGCCCCCAAGGCGAUGAAGAAGAUGUACAAGGCAUGCCUCAAGUACCCUGAGUGGAAGCAGAAGCAUGACCCUCACUUCAAGCCCUGGCUGUUCCCGGAGCAGAGCCGGCUCCCAGCCCUGGCCCUCUCCGAGCUCUCCCUCCAGCAUGCGGAUUCCCUGGAAAACAUUGACGAGAGCUCCCUGGCCGAGAGUAAGGAGGACCGUGGCGAGGGCAGCGACGAGGACAGCCUGACCUGAUUCCCCUGGGAGCUCCUCUUCUUGUUCCCCUGGCUAGGACAGCCUGACAUGACCCCCCCACUGGGGGCUCCUCUCCCUAUUCCCCCACUUCAAACAUGGUUUGUGUCUCUAUCUCACACACCUGUACACAUGCACCCCCACUUUGGGUUCAGGGGGACACCCCCCCCCCCAUUGUUGUACCCCUAUUUGGGGACAGCAGGGACAUAGUGGGUCCCCCAGGGUGAGAAGUUAGGGGUUGUCUGGUCGCUUAGCCCUUGUGGGACACUAGUGUUGUCCCUAUAGGUGGGAAACCCAAAGUGACCUUCAGCUUUUGGGGGGGCAGAGGAAAAGGGGGGCUCUGUGCCUGCUUCUCAGCCCUGGAGACCCUUCCACUGCACUCCCCCUUUGCCCCCCAUUCUUGUUCCCCAUCUCUGUUACGGUCCAACAGAACUGCCUUCAUCCCAUGGGAUCCCCACCCCCAGCAGACCACCAGGGGGUGCUUGGGCACCUGCCUGCACCUCUGGGCAUGCAGAGGGGUUUGGGGGGCUUCGGGCACCUCCUGGCAUGCUGGGAAGGAGGGCCUUUGGGGUUUUUUGGCAUCUUCAAGCAUGUAGAGGGGAAGCUUCUAGGCUCCUGGCACCUCCAGCAUGUUGGAGGGGAUGUUGGGGUCUUACCUUCAGGCACGUGGGAGGAGUUGAGGGGCUCAUGGCACCUCCAGAUGUGCUGUGGUGGGUGUUUUGGGGGCUCCUGGGAUCUCCAUUCAUGUUGGGAGGGGUCUUACGGAGUCUCAACGUUUUCAGGUUUGUUUGGGGGAGGCUUUGGGGUAAGCUCGCACCUCCACUGGUGUGCCCAGUGUCUCUGGGGCCUCCCAGCAUCUUCAGGCAUGUUGAGAGGACUUGGGGGGGGCUCCUGGCACCUCCCGGUGUUCUGUGGGUCUCUGAAGGCUCCUGUCCUGUCCCCUGCCUUUCUAGGAUGGGGAUCCUUUCCAAGCUGGGUGCCUGUACCCUUCCUCCGCUGGAAUUUGAGGCCUUGACUGGGGGUUUGGGAGCUGGUCUUUGGCCAUGCCCCUGCCCCCUCCUUUUCUGGGGGUGCACAGAGACAUGGGAGAUUUUGUACCUUGUACCAGAGCUGAUUAUUUAGGAAUAAAAUAAUUGAAUCUGG